Leptosia nina is the source of this 264-nucleotide messenger RNA. Lineage: Eukaryota; Metazoa; Arthropoda; Insecta; Lepidoptera; Pieridae. The record is from the annotation of a GenBank genome assembly.
AUGCGCAGCGCCGCGUCCAGGAUCAUUCCCCGAGAAGGCGGAGCCUCUCCCUCCCGGCGGGCGAACGGUGGGGGAAGACAGAUCACUGGGAUCGCGGCGGCACCGCGAAGACAUCGCGUAAAUCAAGCGAUGGCGGGACAUCCAUCACGGCGCGACCCACCAUCAAUCGCUCCUGAAAUAGCCAUGCUCCUUCCAAACGGGCCUCGACAAAAUCCUGCACGUAGCUUCUACCACCGCAUAACGUAUUCAGACCAUGGGAAUUGA